This is a messenger RNA of Pocillopora meandrina, 7169 nucleotides long. The record is from the annotation of a GenBank genome assembly. Lineage: Eukaryota; Metazoa; Cnidaria; Anthozoa; Scleractinia; Pocilloporidae.
GGCAGAGGAAACCUUGGUGCUAUUCGCAGGAAUGCAUUGUUCCUGAGAAGAUUUUAGUCUUUUGAUGGAUUCUUUAAGACGUUUUGCCUUUUAAUCUAAAGAAAAUUAGUCCAAAAUUUUAAGUGAACGUUUCGAGAUGUGCAUUUAGAAUGCUAGCGAUUCCAGAAGAGCCUAGUGAAAUGAGGUAAGCGUUGUUCUAAAGUCACCAGGGACGCGAUAGUUCGUGUGGUCGCGAAGCGAUUACGUGUUAUAAGAAUUUUUUACCACGGAAGUUCUCUAUUUGUUCGUUUAUCGUAUUGAGCUGAUGAAGAUUGUUUGUUCAGUAUUAAAGACGAAUUGUAAUUCUUCGUUUUUUUCAUAGACGUAGCGAACAUUUUUUCGAGAAAAGAUGUGUACUGCGUUGUGAAAUAUUUUUGCAAUUUACUUUCGUGUUUUUUGACGUGAAUUUCAUUGAUCGUGAGUGUUUGUGAUCAUGAUCGAUUGAAUGCCUCUGCUAGCUCUUUGAACGAUGUUAGCAUUUAUUGCCUUUUCGAUUAUUAAAAAGUAAACGGCCUAUAUGAUUUAAACUGAGACUAAAGUAUCCUUGUAAAUAAUUUAUCUGAGUACUGUAUGGUUCGAUUACAGUCAUUAUUUGGCUUGAAAUACAGUCGAUCAUUCCUUUCAGUUUUUGAAAGGCACUUCAAAGAAGGCGAAUACAUUUUUGUCCAAGAAUGCCUCAACGCUUUUUGUUUUUUGUUUUGGAUUGGUUUUCGUCCAUUCACUUUUUAAUGCCUUUAGAAGUAUAUGUACGUAUUGAGUUAGUAAAGAGCUGAAGUAUAAAAUAACUUCAAGAAUCGAUACAAGUCAGUGCCUUGUACAACCCACUAUGUUUCGCUUCUUUUCUUUUCACUUUUGUCUUUAACGAGAGCAAAUGAUAAUUAUGUGUUAUAUUCUUUUCAUGGGAUCAGUAUUGAUAAGAAAAGAUUUUGAUCUGUGAAACACUGACUCAGAGGUUUUUUCCUGUUUUCUUCCUUCAUCCAAUUGUUCCUUUGCUUUUGAUGAGGUCUGUUCAUUGUAAUAGAGAAGUUUCUUAAGGGCGCCAAUACUCCAAAAGCAAAGUAAUUUAAACAGCCAAUUAGAUUGGAGAUUAACAUAAUCAGUAGCCAAUGAGGUCUCAAGGUAAAAAUAGGCACCUAAAGGGUGGGAAAGGACAAGAUACCAAGGUAUUAUUGGUUAAACUUCCCAUUUGAUUGGUUGCGAGAGAAAUGCAAGUUUUUUUAGACCAGUUAUAGCUAAGUAAAACAAAACAAGUCAGUCCUGGAUUUCUUUCAAUACUUGACUGAAAUUUGCUUCAAAAACAUUUUUUGUUUCCUCUCACAGAUUGUGGGGCAGCCCCCCUCCUUUCAGCAGGGACUCUCUAUUUGAUGACUUUUCACCAUCCUUUUUGGAAUAUGAUGUUGCUGCUGAGGUUGAAUGGUAAGCAACUCAUGACUGGAUUUUCUUUUUCAUUUUUAGAUGUUCCACACAAACAAGAUUAAUCAUUUUGAUUAUUUCCAUAAUUUUUAUUUUAACCUUGUCCAGAAGUCCGGGGUUGUUAAAAAAAUAAGCCUGAUAGAUGAGCCAGAUUGUGAACUUUUGAUAAUAUGAUGGUUUUUGUGAUGAGGAAUGAAAAAAUUAAUGUCAGGUGCUCAUAAUAAUCUGUUUCAGAAAACUUUUUGUUUGAUCAACUAAUAUUUUGGCCUGUACCAUGUUUAGCACAUAAAGAAUAUAGACCAAACAGUCAGAUAGAGGCUUAACUAAAGGUUAUUAAGGCACAAUUUUUUUUUGUUAGUGGCCAAGGAUUUGACAGGGAGGAUGAAUUAAUGAAUUGCUGGUACAGCGAGUCAACUUCAGCUGCAUCUUCAGUGGAUUCCUCCGAAUAUAACUCAGAUAAUGAAAUUAUUGACAUAGAGUCAGAAGGUGCAAAGAUGGCUUCUUUUUCGGUGAGGAUGAUACGGAUAUUUAGAUAGCCAGAUAAUGAAUUGGCCUGGUCUAGUCAAUAUUGACUUUCUUUUUUUAUCUAUGAAGAGAAAAACUGAUCAAGGUUACUAUGGUGUAACCCAUGUGAACUCCUAUCAUGUCCCAGAAUGUUACACUAAAGUUGCCUUUUUGCUUGUUACUCACAUGUACAAGCACUGUAUUAGAAGGAAAGAGAUUUUUCAAUAAAUGCUUCAUGCUUCAUGCUUCAUGCCUUUAACUCCCAGAUCAAAAAAAAAUUGUCAUUCUCCUUACUGUCAACCAUACAAUUCUUAUAAUGUUAGUUCAGAGCAUUUAAUAUUGGAUCAACUAAUUAUCCCCCAAAGUGAUAUUUUUCUUUAUUCUCAUCAUUCAUCUGGUUGAUAUUGUAUUGAUAUUGUAAGGAGAAAUUCUGUCUUGGUCACUCAUGGGAGUUAAAGGGUUAACACUGCAGAACUACUUUUCACGAGAUAUCCUCAAUCCUUCUCCUUUACUCCAGUUGCUUAUCUAAAAUAAACAUGUGUUUUUUGGUCGUUGUUGUUUUAAAGGCUGUUACCUUUUUUGGGAUUUGUUUAUCUACUAAAAUAACCAUUAUCCAAUUUGUUUAAAUGUAUUUUCUUUGUAGGGUUCAUAUUUAGAUAUCAGUGAAUUAGAGAGGAAAUGUAAAGGUUAGUGUUCAACUCUCCACUUUUUAGUUUAUUGCAAUUGACUAUCUGCAAUUAUUCAUUAUAAAAUAAUUCAAAUAGUACGUGCACUCUGAUUGGCCAUAAAACCAUUUUAAAUGAGCGUUUGUAAACACGGUUUUCGUUCCUCUUUCAUUAGUUAUUUUAUAAAAGAAAUGUAACUGGUUUCAGUGUUUACAUAGUCUGAUGUAAACACUUGGGAGGUUGGGAGAACACUCGAUAAGCUGGAAACCACUCCGCUUCACAUCGUGGUUUCCUACACUUAUCUCGUGUUCUCCCAGCCUCCCGCGUGUUUGCAUCAGGCUGUGUAAACACAGAAACCAUUUUACAUUUCUUCAAUAGUGUUCAUUUGAGAUCAGAGAUUGGAGAAGUUUUCAUUUAUUUGUAGGUUUGCUAUAAAUCAAAUAUAAAUCGUCUUUUAACCAAAACAAGCUCCAAUGAAAUAAAAACAGAUGAACAUAUUCCCAAAGUUAAAUAACAAAAAUCAUAGUUUUAGUCAGAAUGUAUUCAAACAGGAAUUUCAUGAUGAAUCACAGAGGAAAUGUUUUCUCCAGGCAUUUGUUUACUGAUGUCAAAAGCAUGAAUUUGAAGCAUGCUCAUGCAAAUUAAUUUGUUUACACAAAUUUACUAUAACAGCUAUUUUAUAAAUAAAGUAAUUCCUUGAUUUUAACUAUUACUCUUUGUUUUCUUUCCUAGAAUUAAAAGCUCUAGAAAGCAGCUCCCACAGUUGGAGUAGACAUUGCAGCAGAAAAAGGAAUCAACAGAAAACUGAAAGGAGUAAAAGCUCUACGUUAGUGGAUGAUUUAUUACAGAGAAGCAAAAAGGAAGCAGAAAAGAAUUCCAUUUCAACUUCAAGUAAAUCCUUGUGUCCAUGCCAAAAGAUAAAGGAUUCCAUGGAGUUUGGUUUGAGUUGGUAAGCGAGUCUGGGAAAUAGCAAUAACCCUUCUCUCCUAUUAGUGAUAAACAUGUAACUUCUCCUUACAAUAUCUAUACAUUAUCCAGCAAACAGUUAAUGAGAAUACUCAAACUUAUUAGGUAGAACUUUAUAAGAAAAUGUGGAAGGGAGAAUCAACAAUCAGAUGUAUUUAAAGUUAAGUCCUGUUCUCAAUUGGUCAUUAAAAAAAAGAAAGAGAGACAGAUGCAGUAUGAAUUGCCAGGCAGACUGUGUAAACUGUUUAACCGCAUUUGGUAAGCUCAUGCUGCAGAGCACUGGGGGAGGUGGAGGGUUCAAGCCCUAGACCAGACCAACACUCAAGGUUUUAAAAUAUUAGAGGGGAAUGUGCUGCCUUUGCUUCAACAUGGGCAAAGGAUAAGGAUGAUAAGCCAUAGGCCCUGUCUCCUGUCUCUACUCUGUAUUUGUUAGCAGGGGAUGUUAAAGAACUCAGGCACUUCUCACCAAAGGUUGGGAAUGUAGCUCCUGAUGUUAUGGCCUAGCUCUGUCAUUGUUUAAAACUGGGCCAGCCUGUCUUAAUAUCACAAUUACAUUGCAUUACAUCUUGAAUUUUCCAUUUUACCUUAAAAAUAAAUGAGUUGGCCUGAAUAAAGGAAAUGGAAUUAUCCGAAUAUUCCACAGGGAAGGCCCAUAAUUGUAAUAAUGAGACAAAGCCUUUGGUUGAUUAUGUCAUUUUUUUUGAUGGAGGAUUUGGAUUCUAAACUCAGAGGCAUCCUCCUUUGUUCCAGUGGCUGUGUUCAACAGUGCACAGUUCCACAACAGACCUGGAGGUAAAACAAUGGAUGUUAAAUCCCAAGCAUGCUUUGGUUCUAUAAGCAUGCUUGCUAUGAGCUUUGUCCAAUAUGACAAAUAUCAGAACUGUUAUUCAAGUCCAUACUUUUUGCUGGGUAAUCCUUGUUCUAAACUAAACAAACAAUUUAGGGUGAUAUUCACUUCAAUUGGCAUUUUGGGUUAGAAUUGUCUUCUGUUAUGAAAUUUUGUUUCCAACUGUUUACUCAAAGGAAUAGGAAAUCCUUUAUUGUGCUUGUUUUAAAGCCAUAUUUUUUUGAAUUGGAAGUUUUUCUUAGGCACUCACCUACUCUUAAUGUAUGUGUCACUCUCACAUUGGAAUCACAUUGAGUAGUCGUUGCAUUUAAUAAGUGCUACUGAUAGUAUAUUCCUUUCUGUAAGAUUUCUCUAAUAAAAAAAUUAACCCUUCCACUGCAACAAACUCAAAAGUAAUUCUGCUUUGUUUUGCCACACUUUUCUUAUUUUGUUAGCUCUGGUGUUUAAUUGGUGAUUUGAUGAUGUUUAAUUGGUGUUAAAUCAAGUAUCCUCUCUUGGUUGAUAUUUUUCUUUAUUCUCAUGACCUCACUAUUUGCUAUUGUAUUGGUAUUGUAAGGAGAAAUUAUUCUUUGGUCCUUCCUGGAAGUGAAAGGGUUAGUGGGAGGGGAGAUGAGAUGUUAUUAAGUCUGGAGAUUCCUGUGCUUACCAGGGAAAAUUCAUGUUUCUGCUUAACCCUUUAACUGCUAUGCUUGACCAAGAUGGUAUUUCUCCUAACAAUAUAAGUGCAUUAUCAAGCAGACAAGUGAUGAGAAUUGGGGAUUAUAAGUUGAUCCAGUGCCAAAUUCUCCAAAUUAAGAUCACAAGAAUUGUAUGGCAGAUAGUGAUGUUGCCCUUGUAUGAAUUCGUGGACACUUCACUUACUUACUGUUAAACAAAUCACCAAUGAUACUCAUCUUGACUGAGUUGUAGAAAAUUUCCUUUCCCCCAGAGUUGGUUUUGAGAAAAAGAAAAAAAAUUUUCAGGAUAAAGAGAAUACAAAAAACCGAAAGCUCACAUGUUCAAUUUAUUUUAGGAACAAAAUGUCAUCAGAUAAUCAAGUUGAGGCAGUUGAAUUGCUGACAAGAGUUGCUUCAAUGACCAUGGGACUAAGAGAACAAAUGGACAUCAUUAAGAUAAUAAAUCCGGAGGCAACUGUCCUUCCAACAGACACAGAAUUUGAAAUAGGUAACUAUGGCAUUUGACUGAAAAUGAAAUUUCCCUUAAGUAUCUUGGUGUAACAUUUAUUAUUUAUCAUGAAACUACUCUUGUUGCAAGUAUAGUUUUAAAAUAUGUGGACAGGUAACAAAUGAAAGAUUAAAUAACUAUUGUCAAGGAAACUAAGGAUUUCAUGAAUUCUUUUUUGACUUGUUUUAGAAAACAAAUUUGUUGAAUGUGUUGCUGAACCUUUUUCAGAUAUUGAGUCGUUCAAUGAAGCUAAAUUUGAAAGAAUACACAGAUACAUUAAGGACCAUCUCUCUAGAGAUUCUUGUCCUCUGUGCUCAGGUAAUAUUUAAGCUCUCAUUUAUUUAUUUAUUAUUUGGUUUGUUUUAUUGACAACUUGUUUUGGCCUCCACCUAGAGCAAUCAUCAAUUGAGUGUUGAAAGUAAGGCAGGAUUGCUGAAACUUGUACCAUGUAGCCAGUUUAUCAGAUUGAAAACUAAUUUUAAACCAAUUGUGACUUGGUCACAAAAGUCAUUGCCACAUGUUACUGAUGGUCAGAAGAGAUAGAACAUAAGAAAUUCUUGAUGAAUCGAAUGAGACAAGAUUGGUAGAUAGCAUUUUUAAAAUUUUUUUAACAUCAUGUUGAGAAAUAACUUUGGCUGCCAUUUUUUUUUUUUUUUUUUACCAGAAUCAACGUCAGAAACAUGCAGACAGAAUUCAAAUUUCACCCAUAGGAAGCAUUCAAAGGUAAAAAUUUUAAUGGUGUUGAAAAAAGGUGAAAUUGAGAGAGGAAAACUGGUGGUCACAGCUGCAGUUUGCAGAAUGCUGUUCUAAAAUGAACCUUCUGUAGUUGACGAUCUUGUUUUGCAACAAGUUCUCUGUAGUUGAGACGUUAGAACCUUGGUAAUGAAAUAGGAAGGUCAAAGUUUCAGUUAAAUGAAUUUCAGAGAGUGUUUUAAUAUCUUUCUUUACUCAACAGCUAAGUUAAGAAUUAAAAGUGCAUUAGUGAGGUGAAAAUGGCAUAUCUUUUGUUUCAGUUUUUUAUAAAUUGUAUGAGCUCACUAUAAGGUGUGUUUCUUUCAGAGAAAACCUAGGGGAACUCUUAGUAUGAAAAGAAUUUCAAGAAAAUCCUCCAAACAUAAAGGCUUGUUGAAACGAGUUCACAGACAAAUGUUAAAAGAACAGAAAAGUGGUCUCUUUCAGAAUGAGGAGGUGAGAUUACAUGUCUUUGGAAGACAGUUAUAAUUCAUUUUUAGAGAAUCCCUUAAGGUAAACCCAAGAAUUUUAAACUAUGUCAUUGAAAAAGUAUAUGUUUUUUCAUUUUUACAUGUUGAAAUAAUUAUUCUGAGGGUACUCAUAGAUUCUGAGAAAUAACCAAGCUGUUUAAAACAUUUGUAAUAAAUUUAUGACUAUGGACGCUGCCAUGUAACAUCUUGCCUAGUCAAAUUUGUUAAAUUAAUUUUGUUUCUAGUAGUUACCAAGGGACACUUUUUUAUUUUUUUUUUUUCACUUUGCAGGUAAUUUCACUAAGCUCAAGGAAUAAAGAUGAAGCUAAUGAUGUUGAAGUUGACAUCCUUUGCUAAUAUUUGUUUUUU